AUGAAAGUGGCAGUGGUGGGUGCAGGUGUCAGUGGGCUGACUGCCACCAAGUGCUGCUUGGAUGAGGGGUUGGAGCCCACCUGCUUCGAGAAGAGCCAGGACAUCGGUGGGGUCUGGCGCUUCACGGAGCACAUUGAGGAUGGCCGGCCAAGUGUCUAUGCAUCAGUCAUCAGCAACACCUCGAAGGAGAUGUCAUCAUACUCUGACUUCCCUUACCCUGAGGACUUCCCAGUGUUCCUGCCCAAUGCCCAGUUCCUGGAAUACCUUCGGCGUUAUGCUGAGCACUUCAGUCUCCGGAAGCACAUCAAAUUUGGGACCACUGUCACCAGCAUCCGGAAACACCCUGACUUUGCCACCACAGGCCAGUGGGAUGUGGUCACAGAGCUGGAUGGGAAGCAGACGCUGCAUGUCUUCGAUGCUGUUAUGGUUUGCAUUGGCAACCACUCUGAGCCGUCCCUUCCCCUGCACUCUCUUCCUGGCAUCGAGAAGUUUCAAGGGCAGUACUUCCACAGCCAGCAGUACAAGCAUCCUGCCCUGUUUCAGGGGAAGCAUGUCCUCGUGGUGGGCAUGGGCAACUCAGGAGUGGACAUUGCGGUGGAGGCCAGCCGUGUAGCUGCGAAGGUGACUAUCAGCACCAGCCGAGGCGCCUGGCUGCUCAGCCGUGUGCAUGACCAUGGCUACCCAUGGGACAUGGUUUUCAACACUCGCCUUACUAGCUUGAUCAGAAACAGCCUCCCUGGACCCCUUUCACAGGAGCUGAUUAACUACAAGGUGAACCAGAGAUUAAAUCAUGAAAACUACGGCCUUCAACCAGAGAAGAGCUGCCUGGUGCGUGAGCCUGUGCUGAACGAUGACCUGCCAAGCUACAUCCUGACGGGAAGAAUCACCAUCAAGCCGGGUGUGAAGGAGUUCAAGCACAAUGUGGUUGUUUUCCACAACUGCCCUGAGGAGGAGCCUGUAGACAUUGUCGUCUUCUGCACGGGCUAUGACAUCUCCUUCCCAUUCCUAGAAGAAGAGGUGGUCAAGGUGGAAAACAAGCAUGCAUCCCUCUACAAAUACAUAUUCCCCACGCACCUGCAGAGGCCCUCCCUGGCCGUCAUUGGGCUGGUCAAGACGCUGGGAGCCAUGAUGCCCGUGGCAGAGAUGCAAGCGCGCUGGGCGACCCGCAUCUUCCAAGGCUUGUGUCAAUUGCCACCUCAAUCUGUCAUGGAGAAGGAAGUAAAUGAGAAGAAGAAAAACCAAGUGCGAAGGUUUGGGCUGUCCUUUGACGAAGUGCUCAGAACUGAGUGGGUGGUCUACAUGGACGAGCUCGCCUCGCUCAUCGGCGCCAAGCCCAGCCUGCUGGGGCUGCUCUGCAGAGACCCUCGGCUGGCACUCACUGUUUUCUUUGGCCCUUGCACCCCCUACCAGUAUCGGUUGGAGGGUCCUGGAAGCUGGGAGGGGGCACGCCAGGCCAUCUUCACCCAGUGGGACCGAAUCCUGAAGCCCACGAGAACACGAGUCCCUGCUAGCUCCUCUAGCUUGUGCCCUUCUAUUCUUGUUGUGGUAGGGUUGCUUCUGCUUCUGACUGCCCUGUUUUUAGGUUUCCAGUAG
Molecule: messenger RNA, 1593 nt
Organism: Indicator indicator
Lineage: Eukaryota; Metazoa; Chordata; Aves; Piciformes; Indicatoridae
Gene: FMO1
Product: flavin containing dimethylaniline monoxygenase 1
Exons: 8
Coding region: 1-1593 (530 amino acids)
Molecular function (GO): flavin adenine dinucleotide binding; N,N-dimethylaniline monooxygenase activity; NADP binding
Source: RefSeq, a predicted model, not a curated record